This is a messenger RNA of Anastrepha obliqua, 3786 nucleotides long. RefSeq lists its product as uncharacterized. Gene Ontology annotation, biological process: telomere maintenance; DNA repair. The record is from RefSeq and is a predicted model, not a curated record. Lineage: Eukaryota; Metazoa; Arthropoda; Insecta; Diptera; Tephritidae. The transcript has 2 exons. The coding region runs from base 1 to 3786 and encodes 1261 amino acids. Gene Ontology annotation, molecular function: DNA helicase activity.
AUGCCUGAUGCCGAUCCAAAAUUUCUACAAAUUUACUUUAUGGACGAUGAGGAGCAACAAUCACAUACACGCUGUGUUUACAACCAUAUAGAGCAGAUGGAAGAACGAGAAAUUGUGGAUAUUUUACAAACGUUUUUGCAAAAUCAUAACCAAUUGAUACGAUUGUUCAAGACUCUUUCUAACAGACUGCAAAACGACAAGUACGUCAUUGUCAUUAAAGCAGACAAAGUGCCCUAUGGCGAACACGCAGGUACAUAUAAUGUUCCAACUAUUAAUGAAGUUGCAGUUGUUAUGGCUGGUGACCCAUGUGAACGGCGAGACAUUCGCAUACAACGCAGAGAUGAUACGGUGCAAAUAAUUCAAGACAAUCAUCGUUCUUACGAUGCUUUGCAGUAUCCAUUGAUAUUUUGGGAAGGAGAAGAUGGAUAUUAUAUCAAUAUUAAACAAAGGAAUCCAACUACAGGUGAAGAACUGAACAAGAAAGUUAGUGCUAUGAACUUUUACGCAUAUCGACUAAUGAUUCGUGCUAAUGAAGACAAUAACAUUCUCCGAUGCAGACAGCUAUUUCAUCAAUACAUUGUCGAUAUGUAUGUAAAAAUCGAAAGUGAGAGAUUACGAUACAUAAAAUUUAAUCAAGCAAAACUUCGUGCUGAGGAGUACAUUCAUUUGCGUGACGCCGUAAUCGGUAACGUAGAUGCAACGAAUAACAUCAACAAUAUCGGGACCGCAUAUAUUCUCCCGUCAUCAUACAUUGGUAGUCCGCGCCAUAUGCAGGAAUACAUUCAAGGUGCCAUGACCUACGUACGUGCAUACGGCCGACCAGAUCUUUUUAUUACAUUUACGUGUAAUCCAAACUGGGAUGAAAUUAAAAAUUUGCUGUUGCCAGGUCAAACAUCGAUGCACCGUCAUGAUGUCACUGCACGUGUUUUUAAACAAAAAUUAAAAUCUUUGAUGAAUUUAAUUACUCAUCACUCGGUAUUUGGUAAAACACGUUGUUGGCUUUACUCGGUUGAAUGGCAAAAACGAGGCUUACCUCAUGCGCAUAUUUUAAUUUGGUUGGUGGAUAAAAUACGCCCAGAAGAAAUUGACAAAAUUAUUUCAGCGGAAAUUCCAGAUCCGAACAUUGAUCAAGAAUUGUUUGACAUUGUUACUACUAAUAUGAUCCAUGGUCCAUGUGGUACUCUAAACAUAAUGUCACCAUGUAUGGAUAAUGAAAAAUGUACAAAGCGUUUUCCAAAACCAUGUGAAACUGAUACUAUCACUAAUAUUGAUGGCUAUCCAUCUUACCGACGUAGAGACGUAGACAAUGGUGGUCAAUCAUAUGAAUUACGUCUGUCAAAUGGUGUAAUAGUAGAUAUUGAUAAUCGCUGGGUAGUCCCAUAUUCACCAUUGCUGUGCAAAACCUACAAAGCGCACAUUAACGUCGAACUAUGCAGUUCAGUGAAGUCGAUCAAAUACAUUUGUAAGUAUGUUCACAAAGGUAGUGAUAAAACUAUAUUUGCUGUUCAAAAUAUAAACGACAAUGACGAAAUAACACGUUAUCAAAUGGGUCGAUACAUAAGUAGCAACGAAGCUAUUUGGCGCAUUUUUACGUUUCCUAUCCAUGAAAGGGAUCCUGCUGUGAUACAUUUGUCUGUGCAUCUUGAAAACGGACAACGUGUUUACUUCACAGAAGAGACUGCACUACAACAGGCUUUAACGGCUCCAAAAACAACUCUUACUGAAUUUUUUAAACUUUGUAGUCGACAAGAUGUUGUUGGUCAAUUCGCAAGGACAUUAAUAUACGCUGAUGUUCCUAAAUUUUUUAUAUGGAAUAAACAAUCAAAAAAUUGGGAACCGCGGAAACGAGGCACUCCAGUCUCAGGAUUCGCUGACUUAUUUAUGACAAAUACGUUAGGUCGAUUAUAUACAGUUCAUCCGAAGCAACGCGAAUGUUUUUUUUUGCGUUUAUUACUGGUUAACAUUCCUGGACCAACGUCCUUCCAAUAUUUGCGAAAAGUCAAUGGUAUUUUGUACGACACUUUCUUCGAUGCGUGUAGAGAGUUACAUUUAUUGGAGGAUGAUAACCAUUGGGACCUCACACUUGCAGAUGCAGCACUGAGCUCAUCUCCACAACAAAUCCGGCAAUUAUUUUCAAUAAUAUUAACAACGUGUUUUCCGUCUGACGCAUCUGCUCUGUGGAACAAAUAUAAAGAUUCAAUGAGUGAAGAUAUUUUGCAUCGGACUAGAAUUGCUAAUCAAAAUCUUAAUAUUGAAUUCUCCGCUGAAAUAUACAACGAAUCAUUAAUAAUGAUUGAGGAUAUUUGUAUUCUUAUUUCGAACAUGCCGCUCAUCCAUUUCGGAAUGCCAGCGCCGAACCGCCCAGCGGUAGAUAUCAUCAAUAGCGAUGUUCAACGUGAACACCAGUUCGAUAAAACUUCUUUGGCUACUUUUGUUGCUAAUAAUGAACAAUUGCUUACUGCUGAACAACGAAAUGUAUAUGAUGAAAUUGACGUAUCAAUUACAGCACAACAAGGUGGUUUCUUUUUUUUGGACGCACCAGGUGGCACUGGUAAAACAUUUCUCAUCUCACUGAUACUUGCGCGCAUUCGAUCACAAAAUCAUAUUGCGUUGGCCGUUGCUUCAUCAGGUAUUGCAGCAACGUUACUUCAUGGUGGACGGACUGCCCAUUCAGCACUAAAAUUACCUUUGAAUGUUCAUACAAAUCCUGAAGCAAUAUGUAACAUAAAGAAGCAUUCAGGCAUGGCUGAAGUUUUGAGAAAAUGCAAAAUUAUUAUCUGGGAUGAAUGUACAAUGGCCCACAAGCAUUCGCUCGAAGCUCUCGACAGGUCUCUGAAAGAUAUCAGAAAUAAUGCUCGGCUUUUCGGUGGUGCUCUACUUCUGCUGUCUGGUGAUUUCAGACAAACACUACCAGUCAUUCCACGUGCGACAUAUGCAGACCAAAUAAACGCAUGUUUGAAAGAAUCUUAUUUAUGGCGAAGUGUCACUAAAUUAUGCCUUACUCUUAAUAUGCGCGUUCAACUUCAGAAUGAUCCAUUAGCAUCAGGAUUCGCUGAACAAUUGUUAAACAUUGGCAACGGUAAAAUUCCAUUGUAUGAAGAUACACAAUAUAUUCGACUACCAGAGAAUUUUUGCAACAUGGUGGCUACCAAAGAUGAGUUAAUAGAAAGUAUCUUUCCAGAUUUGAAACAUAAUUAUACUAAUCAUGUAUGGCUGCGAGAGCGAGCUAUUUUAGCCGCAAAAAAUUUAGAUGUUGACGCCAUCAACUUUAAAAUACAACAGUCAUUGCCUGGUGAUGAAAUUAUAUUUAAAUCGAUUGACACGGUUGUUGAUCCUGACGAAGUUGUCAACUAUCCUGUAGAGUUUCUAAAUUCACUAGAUUUAUCCGGAAUGCCACCGCAUAAUUUGCGGCUGAAAAUUGGCUCACCUAUAAUUUUGCUUCGAAAUUUAAAUGCCCCAAAAUUGUGUAAUGGCACGCGAUUAGUUGUAAAAAAAAUCAUGGGCAACAUUCUCGAAGCCACUAUUUUAAGUGGAAAAUUCCAAGAUGAAGUUGUACUUCUACCACGGAUCCCAAUGAUUCCUUCAGAUUCACCUAUACCAUUCAAACGUUUACAAUUUCCAAUCUGCUUGGCAUAUGCUAUGACUAUAAAUAAGUCACAAGGCCAAACAAUGACAAUUUGUGGCUUAGAUUUAGAAAAUCCGUGUUUUCUCACGGCCAAUUAUAUGUUACGUGUUCUAGAGUUGGAAAACCAUCGAAUUUGUUUAUUUAUACACCUCAAGGCUUAA